Acaromyces ingoldii is the source of this 1640-nucleotide messenger RNA. Its product is annotated as PNK3P-domain-containing protein. The record is from RefSeq and is a predicted model, not a curated record. Gene Ontology annotation, biological process: DNA repair. Lineage: Eukaryota; Fungi; Basidiomycota; Exobasidiomycetes; Exobasidiales; Cryptobasidiaceae. The coding region runs from base 117 to 1640 and encodes 507 amino acids. Gene Ontology annotation, molecular function: double-stranded DNA binding; ATP-dependent polydeoxyribonucleotide 5'-hydroxyl-kinase activity; polynucleotide 3'-phosphatase activity. The transcript has 5 exons.
CCGCGAUUGAUUGGGCCGAUCCAAAAAAACACCACGAACUGAAAGGCAAGCUGAGGGCCGCUACCCUGGUGUUUGCUCCGGCGAGGCAGCUUCGUCUGGCACCUCGGGCUUAUCGCAUGGCCCCAUCUUCUUCUUCCAAUAGAUCGAGCGACAAGAGUAGAAAGGCAGACGACGAUGAUUUUGUAGUCGUGGCCUCUGCCGUUCGCAGCGCAUCGACCAAGGCAUCGACGACGGCCUCUGAAGGCUCCAGCGUCAAAAAGCGCAAGACUGACGACCACCUUGGCAGUAAGACCCAAUCACUCUUCCCACUAUUCAACAAGAAAAUGUCAGCGACUGUGGACCCUGAGGCGUCGUCAUCAUCGUCGGACCCUCAGCAGGGCGCCUUCGUGUGGCUCGCCCCCCUUGGGCCUUCCAGCAGACCAAGCUGCCUCCGAGCCAGCCUCGGGCGACCCUUGCAGGAGCAGGUGGAGAGGCGCAAGGGCGUUCAGGGCCAGGAAAAAGUCAAAGUGGCUUGCUUCGACCUAGAUGGGUGCCUGGUCGUGCCGAGGAAUGGAAAGUCUUUUCCCUCCGCCACGGAUGAGUACGACUUCGAAGAGACGCGGUGGGGCGUCUUCAAGCGGGUAAAAGAAGAGUAUCAAAAAGGUGCCUGUAUCGCAAUCGUGUCGAACCAGAAACAGACGUCGCCGCAGUCGACGGCGCUCACACCUUCGUCUCGCCUCAAGACAUGGAAGAGCAAGUUGGCCCACAUCGCGCACGCCAUCGACUGCCCCAUGCUUGUCCUCGCGGCCCUGAGUGACGACGGCUUUCGCAAGCCGGGGCGGGCCAUGUGGGACAAGGGCAUCGUUGAUGCCUACGUCGAGGUGGGUGGGCAAAGGGAAGACAUUGAAGUGACCCCAGGCGGACAGGUCCAAGACGAGGUCUCGUACUUUGUCGGCGAUGCGGCGGGCAGGCCACAAGACCACAACGACACGGACCGAAAGUGGGCCACCAACGUCGGCAUACCCUUCUACACGCCCGAAGAGUUCUUUGACGGCAAACGGCCUCAGCAGUACAAAAUCACAGGCUGGAAACCCCCCGCGGAUCUCGUCAGCACGGUCGGGGAGGAUAUCGUCAGCAAGACCUUGCUUCCGUCAGACAAGACCAAGCCAGACAUUGUCGUUUUUGUUGGUCCACCGGCUUCAGGCAAGACGAGCUACUUUCGUCGGCACUUUCAACCCCACGGGUAUGCCUGGGUCAACCAGGACAAGCUCAAGACUGCGGCAAAGUGCCAGCAGGCUGUCAAGGACUACCUGCAGCAGGGCGAGUCCGUCGUCAUUGACAACACGAACAGAAACGUGACGACCAGAGCGCCUUACAUUGCCAUUGCCAAGGAGUUGGGCGCCCAAGUCAGAUGCGUCCACUUCGACGUCGUCAAGGACCUGGCGUGGCACAACAAUCUCUUCCGCGCCCGAGCCGGCUUGCAGAACGAAGAGGAUGCUCGGAGCCUGGUGCCCAAGUUGGCCUUUGACAGCUACUAUGCCAACCUCGAGGCUCCCAAGCGAAGCGAGGGCUUUGACGCAGACAUCGUCCUUGUCCCCUGGGCCUUUGAUGCAGAAGCAGACGCCGAGACAAAGAGGCGGUGGCUCUGCUUGUGGGACUAG